This is a messenger RNA of Pseudo-nitzschia multistriata, 2026 nucleotides long. NCBI's taxonomy places the organism in Eukaryota, Bacillariophyta, Bacillariophyceae, Bacillariales, Bacillariaceae. The record is from the annotation of a GenBank genome assembly.
UGAUACCGUAAACCUGCCAACAAAUUCGAUGGAUUUGCGGAAUUCAAUUUAAUCCAAUUCCAUUCCAAUCCAUUCCGCACGAGAUGUCAUCACGACCCUUCCAUCCACCGGAACAAGCAUUCGGCACGGAUACACACACAGAGAAGCGCACCAAAAAACGCACAACCGCUCUUCACCAAAUCAAGCCCACCGCGAACAACCAAGCGAUGCCUUCCCGUGCAAUGUUCGGGAGGAGCAGAAUGGGACGGGCGCUGGUCCUCUGGGCCUGCUGCUUCUGCUGCCCCCGCGCCGAUGCCUUUCCCACAGCUCGCCGAGCGGGGGUCGGUCGUCCACGGGCGCUUGCGCAAAGGCACGCCGAGGCACGCCCCGGCGGAGGCACGGCCGGUGGACGGGGGGCCGGCGAUGCGAAUGCGAAUGCGAGUGCGGACGCCGAUCCCGAUGACAACGCCGAUGCGCCGCGGACCCACCGGAUCGAGUUCGUCUCCMCGCUUCUGGACUACGGAUACCCCCCGGCCGCCCGCGAUCUGGAGGCGAGGCAGGCAGGAGGCACCAACGAACGGCACGAAAAGCCGAUCCUCCUGUACCUGCCCGGAUUCGACGGGACGUACGUCUGCCCCUUUCUCCAGUUUCCGGAACUCGGGACGGAAUUCGAGGUCUGGUGCAUGACGAUCGGGAUGGAGGACCGAUCGACCUACGACGAGCUCAAGUCGGUCGUCCUCGACGUCCUGAGGACCGACCUGGCCGCCGGACACCGCGCGGCCGAAGCGGUUCCCGCGGGGGCCUCUUCCGAAAGCCGCUCGGAAGGCGAGAGCGAAACGGAAGAAGCGGUGCCCGGGGAGAGGGCCCCUGCUGCCGGGGGCUCCGGCCGCUUUUCCGGCCUGUUUGGCGGGAACGGCAGAAAGGCCGGUGCCAAAACGACCGGGCGCCCGGUCUACCUCGCCGGGGAGUCCUUUGGGGGGAUCCUGGCGUCCGACGUCGCCCGGACCCUCCUGGAGGAGCAAAACGCCCCGGGCGGGGCCGGCGGAGCUUCGACCGUAGAUCUAAAGGGCCUGGUGCUGAUCAAUCCCGCGACGUGCUACGACCGGUCCCAGCUGGCGACCGCGGGGCCCUCCGUGGCGAGCGCCCCGAGCCCCUUCUACCUCCUGGGCCUGUUCAGCAAGCUGGUGCCGCUCUUCACCGACGAGUUUUCCGUGGAGCAGCUCCUCCUCAUCCUCUCGGCAAAGGGCCUCCCCAGCGUCAUCGAUACCCCGCGCCGGGAGGCCUACAUGGGCCGGGUCGCCUUUAGCCUGCCGACGAAGCUCGGGUACAUGUCGGCCUCGACCCUGUCCUGGAGGCUCGACGAGUGGCUGAAGACCGGCUGCGCUUCCACGAGGAGGUCGUCCUUCGGGGCCUUUCCCGACUUUCGGAGCCUCAUCGUCGUGGGAGAAAAGGACAAGACCCUCCCCUCGAUCGCAGAGGCCGAACGGCUGGCCAACAAGGUGAUGAACCCGGGCAAGACGCGCAUCCACGUCGUCGACGGCGCCGGCCACGCGUCGACGUGCGGCAGCCGGCUGGACCUCGCGGCCGUGAUCAGGAACUGCUUUCCGGAGCUGCAGACCCCCAAGGGGAGGCGGAAACCGUCGCGGAAGUCCCGCGGGGAAGACCCGGAGGAGGAACUCCUCGAGGACGCCAACCCCAAGCGAACCUCCAUGAAACCGGAGGCCGCGGGGGGGUCCGGGCCGCGCUUUGGCAUGGAGGAGCGAUACGACAAGGCCGACGUCGGCCUGAACCCGCUCUUCUACUGGUCGAAGAGCCACUACCGGGCGGUCCGCCAGGACUCGCAGCAACGAAAGGUUCGCGUCCCGGGGGAAGCCCCAUCGGUCCCCUACCAAAAGGCCGUGUACACGGUGCAAGAGUAGCCGGUCCCCACUUCUCCGCUGCCCCGACCCACCACGCUCCAUUGAAACCAACAGCGGGCGGAUCGUUCAGAGUCCUCCAUCGCUCCCCCGACGGGUUCGUCACUCCACAAGAAAUGGACGCUACAAAC